Porites evermanni is the source of this 12581-nucleotide messenger RNA. The record is from the annotation of a GenBank genome assembly. Lineage: Eukaryota; Metazoa; Cnidaria; Anthozoa; Scleractinia; Poritidae.
GUCAACAUGGCGACCCUGAUGGCGACCUUUACAUUGAUUUUGUUGUCCUUAUAGGAUCUUCAUGUUGACGCGGUGACAAAAUGUACAGAGUAAGUGUAACCGUAAGAGGAUCAUUGUUUCGUUAUUGCUUUUAUGUAAAGAAAAGCACAGCAAGUAGCGUACAAGGGCUUAUUGACCAGCAAAGCCAAGGGAAUACUGUAAAAGGUUCAGAAGGGGUAAAUUUUCUGCGAUCAGAAGAAAAUUCAUUUGCUGCCUCUAAGAGAGGUUCGUUUUUUCAAGAAGCACCAAGACUGAGGAACCAAUUUAAUGGCGAUUUCUUCCUGCAGUCGUAUUUGAGGCGGAAUCUUCCCAGUGAGGUAAGGUUGGAGCUAACACACUUGCAUAAUCAUCGUGGAGUCACUUGUGGGGUCAUCCCCGGUGUAAUAUAAUUUAUUUGUUUUCUUUGUUUUAUGGACUAUUGUCAGGGUUAAUUAGGUUCAUUGUUAAGAAAGUUUUGUUUUUACGUCAGCUUUGAGUAGUAAAUUAUAUUACACUGGAGAUGAGCCACUCCUAAAAGGUACCAGAAUCAUGUUUUAUGAACGUCUCCCAAAUUCAUUUCCACCCCUAAGAGGUACCAAUUCAACAACAACAAAUUAUGUAACUGGCACUACAAAUUUUAAUAGUAAUAAAGAUAACGUUUGAACACUUUUUUCUCAAGGACUUUUUGAAAGUAUUGUUAUACUCUUCAUCCUAAUAAAGCUUAUCAACUCUGGCAGCAGUCAUUUUAGGUUUUUAGAACCCUAAGUGGUACCAAUCCACAAAUUUAAACCCCUAAUAGGUACGACGAGCAGCCCUGUUACUUUUAUGCAUUGUGUAUGUAAAAUUUUAAAUGUAUAAGCUUACAUAAAUCUCUUGUCACUUAAAAUUGACUUUUACACUAUCACAACGUAUAGGGUUUAAGCGGCCAGAUUGGGUCAUCUUUGUUGCAGAGGUACUAACCUCUGAAGAACUUAAUUAACCAAUUAAACCUGUCCCUUUAUGAUUGACAACUCACCCCACCAUACGCCACUCCUCAAUUACAAUACAAACACAAAUGUACUAUCCAUUUUCCAGGCAUUGAGGCGCAUUUUGUGGGCCAAAAUGGAGAAUUUAGCAAGCAAAAAUAUAUUUUAGUUCAAAGUUCAAAUCAUGGCUGUGAAAACACAAAACAGCAAAGAAGUUGUAAAUUCUCAAUCUUCUCAGUAGAGGAAGAAGAUCAUCCAUUAAGUUGGGUGAUACUGGCUGGAGAUUUCUGCUUGAAUGCUGUGGAGUGGUAGGCCAUAUUAAAUUUGUUUCUUUUGGACCUACCUGAACUUGUCCAAUCCGGCGCGCGUAAAAUAGCACCGGGGAGAUGCGCUUAUAAGUAAGGCUCUAUGGUCACAUUAUGGAAGUAGUCCGUCUAGCUGAUCGUGGAGCCGUGUUCCCCCCUUUACACCACAUGUUUUGUUGUCAUGUUUUUAUUAGACUUCAAUUUAAAUCCUGGCUAAAGGAACUGCGACAUUAAUGACCCUAAAUGGAACCUGAUUCACUCAGUUUCCUAACCCUAAUCACUUAGCUUCGACAGUGUAGUGUGUAGUCCAUUCUAGGGUAGUCCAUAUGGGUCGUCCACGGGCUGGUCAAUGGACUGGGGGUCAGUGUUUUGUCCACCACCAUUGUGCUUUUGCAGGGUACCAAAUUAUGGGCUUAUUUUGGAUCUGAUUUGUCAUUUCCUCAUUGGGGGUGGUAGAACAUUUUUUUACUAAAGGUUCCACAGCUGAUGACAUUCAGCAGUGAAAUAAAAAAAGUAGUUACAGUUUUUAUUCAAAAAGCACCCGACCUCGAAGUAGCACCCACCUCGAAUAAGCACCCAUCCUAAAGGCAGAAAAAGUUAAUAAGCACCCAGCCUCGAAUAAGCACCCACCCUGCCCCACCCCACCCCCUUCCUCCUCCCAAUGAGACACUUCCCCGAAGACAGAGUUUUCUUCUGGGACAGAGUAAAAACCUUACUUUGUUACAUCUUCGCAUUUUGUUAUUACCAUUUAUUGUUUUGUUGCAAAAUAAACAUAUUACACUUGCUGAAAGUGGUGGCCUCAAAUAAGCGCCCGCCCUCAAGGUUGAAAAAUUUAGUAAGUGCUCAGGGUGGUUAAUCAAAUAUAUAUGGUAAAAGAACUUAUUAAUUUCCCACUUCUCAUUCACAAACUAAUAUGUGUCCACAUUAUUUAUUUUAAGCUGGCGUUUCAGCAAAUAUAUCACCCAGAAGUUGUGUUUCAUACAGGCAACAAUUUACUUAAGUUUCCUGUCUGGGAUUCAGUUGAAUUUAUUUCCUCCGAACAGCUGUGAAUGCAAGAUUUUCUCAUAAGAUUUUGAUAAAUGUGAGAGAUUAGAAUUUUUCAUCAUCAAAUAAAUCCUGUUAGAAUAUGCACUGAAGGGUUUUACAGACUCCUGCUCUGUUUACAGGUGUUACAAGAAAUUAGUCCUGACUUAGAAAACUUUGGACACAGAGUUGCUACUGAUAUACACUCCAUGGGAAAAGAGUGUGAGCUUCAACCACCAAGACUUGAAUAUUUUGAUGCAUGGGGCCAAAGAGUGGACAAUAUCCAGACAUGUCAAGGAUGGAAGCAAUUACAUGAUGUUGCAGCUGAAGAAGGACUGAUAUCUAUUGCUUUUGAAAGGAAAUAUGCCCAAUGGAGGUAUUCUCCUUUUUUUUGUUUACAUGCUCCUAGCAUUGCAAUGUACAUGUAAGGCAAAAGAAGUCAUUUUUACGACCAGGGAUCAAAGUUUACAGCCAAAGUUCACAAAGCUGAACUCAAAAAAGCGGAAAGGAGCAUAGUACUCUGAACCUGUUAAAUCCAGGGUACCCAAUAUAAUACGUGAACAUGUAUGAUUUGUAUAAAAAAAGAUUUUCUAGUUGCCCAGGAGCAAAAGUUGUCUCCUCGCUACUGGUCAUAUAAGUUAAGAUUUUUGUAAUGUUCAUGAUAAAUCCCAACAUAUUUUUAAUUUUCUUUAAAUGUUAUUUGUUGUCAAGUCGUUUAUAUCAGGCUGCAAAACUGUUUAUGUUUUGCCCAUCAUCUGGUUUGUACUCCUGUCCACUAGCAAUGACUGAUGGUGCAGCCAAAACAGUUGAGGUAUGAAAAUUAUCUCUUUUCUUUGCUUAAAAGAAACCUGUACAUCAGUUACAAUGGGUGUCAACUGCUUUUGUUCGGGAUAAUUUCUUGGUCAUCAUGUUGCAUUUACUGUAUCCUAGCUAACUCCACUAAAUGGGACUGAGUAGUGUGGUUAGCGUUACAUAGCUAAUUUCCCAUUUUCCGAUGCACAUCACCUAAUCUCUCCAAAAGUAAUGUCUUUUGAGCUUUUCUGUACUAUGGUUAUAAUGAAUUUAGCCCCAUUUUUUCCCAAAACCCAAAACGUUUUCAAUUCUAAAGUUCAAAUUAUUACUGCUUUUUGUAGCAUUUUGUGCUUUUUCUUUUGACCUGCAAAGUUUUCUUCUGUCAUUACAGUCAUGGAAAUGAUUUAAGGACUGAGUCAGUCUGUGUCUUAUUGCUAGGAGGGAGUGGGAUGGGCUGAAAAUGUGGGACUGCAAAAGAGGAAGUCUCCAUUUUUCCAACUGCUACAACCAUGUCUUGGUUAACCUUCAGUUGGUAGGCAUUGCGGUUACCAUAAUUUUUCCUUCAUUUAAAUCGUGCAUUAUGUUUCCUUUAGGAAAGACUCUCAAACUUUUGACUUCCUGAAUAUUGUAUUGACAUCUGCUUAAAAAUGACUUAAAUGCGUAGAUAGAAGUUUUUCAAAAUGAUAUAUUAAUUCAUUUGCCUGCAGGUUGCUGGUCUAACAAAGCAGCCUAGUAUGUUACAGGAUGCGUACAAGCAUUUGAUAAGCAGAGAUCCCAAGACAUUCUGGACUUCAGGCCAAUGGAUGACUGAGCGGAAAGGAGGUUCAGAUGUUGGUAAGUGCUUACACUGCACACGUAGCAAAUAACCAUGAAGACAGAGAACAAAAGUGAAAGUGAUGAAGGGGAUUUAUAAAUCACUGGACUCAACAUUGAUAGAAAAUAGUACAUUUUUCCCUCUAGCAUUUUGAACUUUUUGGUACUUACCGGUAAUAUGUUCUUUGACUGUUUUAAAGGGGCAGGUCAAUAGUUUGUACUCAAAAUCGAUUUUUCAACAUUUAUUAAUAUGGAAGGGUACUUCCUUAAGGGCCAGUACAAUAUAGACUCAGUUUACUGUGAAGUUUAUUAACUGAGACCCUCAAGUUUGGUACUCCCUUAAGGUAGAAGAUCAGAAGCUAUUCACAUAAGACUUCACCGCAACAAUACCCCCUGUAGGGACAGUGGAAUUGAGAUUCCAGAAGCAUGAAUGCCAGCAUCCCAGUGGUACCACAGCAGACCACUGAGAAAACAGUUUCUUCCUCGGUCAAUACCAGCAACUUUAGCUAUGGAUUGAAACCCACCAACCAUGAGUGAGGUUUGGGUUACACGAUUAAUCACAAACAACCAUGGUAGUACUAAUACGUUGGUAAAUCAACACCAUUGCCUGAUGAAAACCUGUAGUACAUUUGAUUUUCAAAUAGCACAAAAAUAAUUGGUUAGACACACCCUCAGUUUUCUGGGAAGUGACUGUGGAUUGCACUCUGGUACAAUGUAACUGAAAGUUCACAGGAAAAUGUAGGUACAGGCUAACUAGCCAAGACAAAUGAAGUACAACCAGCCAGUAAUCAUACUAGUUCUUCAUAUUUUUGUAGCAAAUGGCACAGAGACAAUAGCAGUUCCCCAGGGUGAUGGCAGCACCUACAGACUGUUUGGUUACAAGUGGUUUAGCUCAGCUACUGAUGCUGAUAUAACUCUUACGCUGGCUAGAGUACAGAACCCUGAUGGAACAACACAACCUGUAAGUAUUGCAUCUGCCUAUCCAAGGUUCCAGCAAGUUUUUUUUUAUUGUCUUCGCCACGUGGAUUUAACAGUUACAUUCACCACUUGCAUAUUUCCCAAAAUGCACCUUGUUUGCCCCCCAAAAUUUUGCACAAGCAUUUUUUUCAAUUUCUCGUGGGACGGCUGUAAUACCUAGGAGAAAUGAGAAACAAAGGUUAAGCAAAAUUUCGGUGGACAAACAAGGUAUAUUAUGGGAGAUGUGCUUUCUUUUGGCGUUAGAGGAGGUAUAAACAGUUAAAGAUCAAGUUGUCGUGGGAUAUAUAUUUUGCUCUUUCACCAUCUUCAUUUUUUUCUUGAUUAACUCUUAGGGCCAGUUAUUUAAACGGGGUUUAGCCAGUGUUAAACAAAACCCCGUUCUAAGCCAUUUUCAGUUUGCCGAACGCUUUAAUAUAAACACCAUUUAUCGUAGACUAGAAAAGCAUUUGUCUUCUUAAAAUAACCCACUGAUGAAGAGAUCUGGUAGUCCAAAGUUUUCUUAAACCGCGGUUCAAGUUAGACUUUGUAUAAAUAACCGACCCUUAGGUUUUUCAAACCUUUAUUAAUCGGCCUUAUAGGUAAUUAAGAAAGCAAAAGUAACGUGUUUUGUGUGUUUGUGUUUUUUCAGGGAACCAAGGGCCUCACCAUGUUUUUUAUGCGGACACGAAAUAAAGAUGGGACAUUGAAUAACAUCGAAAUUCAGGUAGUGUUUAGGCUCAAUAGAACUUUCCACGUUUUUUUUUUAACUUUGACGUGGACCAGUUAAGGAAAAUCCGUCAACAUCGCUGGAAAAAGUGCCUUUAAAUUAGUAGAGUUGCAAAGUUUGAAAGUGAUUUCUUGACAACCAACGAAGAUAAAGCCCCUCAAAGUAGGGAAAUUUUAAAGACGUUUGUAUGGUGGGGGGUAAAAACUUGCUCCUCCCCCCUCACCCCACCAUAAAAACGUUGAUACAUUUUCGAGUGUGGCGUGACGUAUCACCUUCAAACUUGGCAAUGGUACUAAUUUAAAGGCGUUUUUUACAGUGGCGUCGACGGAUUUUCCAUAACUUGUCCAUGUCAAAAGUUGAAAAAGAAGGAAAAAACCGUGGAAGGUUUUAUUGCAUUAAAUCAUCUUUAGAUUUAUACAGGGCUCUUACUAUUGUUCUAGCCUGUACCAGGCUCCGAGGGUUGCGAGAUAGUCGGGUCCGCUGAAUUGAGAAAGCGCGAACAUGACAAUAAAACGGGAGGAACCUGGGAGAGCUAGGGCGGGGGAGCCUGUAAUCAUUUCUUUAAACGAGCCGUUCGGGGAUACCAGCUCCUGGUAUACCCUCUGAUUGGUCAGAUUUGACAGAUUAUAUCAACACUCUCAAAGCGGGUCGUUCCUGUCACUCAGAAAGAUGGCGUGCGGCGUCCACUGCGCGUGAAAUUGAGGGAUCCACGAUAACUUCUGUUUUGAACGAAUGUUUACGAGAUUUCCUGCAAAUAGGAGCGCUGAGGAACAGAAGACCUGCCUUGUAAACUUGGCACGUGGAAAACAUAUUUUUGCAAUCCUGCCGACCGGCUUCGGUCCUGCCUGAUAACGAAGUGGCAAUAACAGAACAGUCACAAGAAGGAUUUCUUUACGCGCUCCAGUCCAGGGUCGUAAAAGAAAUGAUUACAGGCCCUCCUUCCUUUUUCCUUUCUCCCGCCUCGCCAACUUUUCGCGUGCCUUUUUCUUUCGCCUUUUUGCCCACUGUUUGAGAGCCUGGAACAAGUUGGUAUUGUUCUGGAAGAAUAAUUUCUUUUCUUUGGCCUUGGUUAGAUGGUCUGCGGCCUUUUCGGCAGGUAAUUUCUGUGGGAGAAAAAGCAUGAAAAUGAGAUUGGGAGCUAGUUCGUUCUUUUGGCCAAAUGCUCACUCCACUGAUGGCACUAUCCUUUUUUUCAUACGCAAACGUACGGAAAGGUUGCUCACCCAUAAACACUUGGGCCUGUUAUCGAAGAGCUCAUAGCUAUGUGUUUCUCACCAGUACUAUUGAUUAUUUUGUAGAGACUGAAAAAUAAACUGGGUACAAGACAGCUGCCAACUGCUGAACUUCUUCUUCACGGAUCGCUGGCUCACAAGGUAAAGAAUGUGGCGAAUGUAGCUGUUGAAUCCGUAAUCGAGGCGAAGACAAUAAAAAAGAACUUGCUGGGACCUUAGAUAAGGUGCCCACAAGAGGUGAUCACUUAAUGCACUGUUUACAGUACUUUAGGGGAACUAUUUUCGGGAUUUUGGGAAGUCACUGCUUAAUUGACUGCAUUGUAGCACCAACUUACAGGUAAGGCAGAUGCAGUACUUACAGGUUGUGUUGCCUCAUCAGGGUUCUGUACGUUAGAAAAGAAAGGAAAGCAGGGGCGGAUCUAGGGGGAGGGUGCAGGGGGGUGCGCACCCCCCCCCCCUCCGUGAGAUGACCUGCGGUUUUCUAAUACAACUGGUAUUCUGCAAAAAAAAACUAUGUGGUUUAUUGGUGUUGAAGUAGAGCAAGAGACGAGUGCACCCCCUCCUAAAAAAAAUCCUGGAUCCGCCCCUGGAAAGGAAUACUAACUGUCUGUUAAUAACCCCAAUCCUCACAUUUCUCUCACCUUAUCAUAUUCCCGUUCAGUGUUGAGAAUUUUAGGACGGAUGUUAUUAUCUCGUUCACGUCCUCCUCAGUAUUCAGAACACGUUUUAGGUGACAUGUGAAUUUGUCAACAUUUAAUUCCUUGCUUUUUUGCCAUGGAUUCAAAAUGGCAAAUUUGGUAUAUAUCAAGUUCGAAUGUUAUUAUUAUCGUCCUGUUUUGUUGGAUUCAAAGGAAUCUCUCGUCCCUGAGCCCAGUUUAACGUCUAUGUAAGCUGAGAAAACAGCGGACAUUUCGUGAGGCUACGACUGGUUUCCUCGCGAAAUGCUUUCUGAGGAUCUGGGUAGUGAUACGUCAUCAGUAUGAAAUUUUUUUUGCGUUCGUUCUCCAGUUGGUGGCGUCACGCAAUGUCGGCGUUUUUCUUCAGGCUAACGUAUUAUAUGUUCCGGCUCAAUGUUAUCCCUGGUUUAUGUUUACAGUCGAACCUUUAUAUAACGGCCCUGUAUUAAGCGGCCAGUUUUCAAAGUCCCGAUUUUUCGCUCAUACAAACGCUGUAUUUGUUACCUGUAUUAGGCGGCCACCUCUAUUAAGCGGCCGCGGCCACCCUGUAGCAGUCCUAUCAGUUUGUCUUUCUUUGUUAUUUUGCUCGCAGGCUAUCAAGUCCCGAGGGUGGCCGUUAUAUAAAGGUUCGACUGUAUUUUCCUUUGUUUUAAACUCCAAAGCAAGGCAAAAUGAAAGUUUAAAACAAGGAUAAAAUUGAACCACAGCACCUAUAUUAGCUAUGACAUCCGUUAAAAACACCCACGUUCAAAAUUGCUACAUUAAAUUGCUUGUUUUGUUGAAUAUUCCUAGAUGUCUGAAGAAGGCCGUGGAGUACCCUGCAUCUCCGACAUGUUAACAGUAACGCGCUUUCACAACAGUAUAUCUGCAGCUGGAAUUAUGAGAAGGUAAAAAAAAAUACUCUCCUUUGUUUCUGGUGCGUUGUUGUUGUUAUGUAUUCUGUUGAGCAUUCAGUGCUGUGUCUUUUUCCCAUGUUACUUUCAGAAUCCUUUCAUUUCAGGAUUAUGACUCUGGCUCAGGAUUACUGUGUUAGAAGAUCAGUAUUUGGUAAAUUACUGGUAAACCAUCCUCUUCAUAUGCAGACACUGGCUAGAAUGGAGGUAACAUGUUUCACUUGCCGCCUUGUAUAUGUUGUAGUUAAUUUUUAUUUUUCUGUUGUUUUUGGGUAUGGAAAUGCAGCUAAUGAAUUUGAGACAACGGAAAAAUAAAAAUUGACUGAAUAAUCUAAAUUCAUACUGGGCUUCGAGGAUGAAGGGUAUAAAACAAUCCCUGAAUCGCAAUACAAUGCAAUUUUCUUACGUUGUUAUCCCCUCAACCUCGGAGCCAAGUAUGAAUUUCAACGAUUAAAAUAAUUCGAGACUGGCUUAUUACACAGCUUGUCCAACAUAGUGACACGUGCGCGCAGACUUAGUAUCCUGGUGAGGGUUGAAGAUAAACGCCGUACUGUCAAGCUUUAAUUCUACUGAGAGUUUAAUUUUGUUUUUGAUCAGGUGGAGACCCGUGCAGCCUUUCUACUCACAAUGGAGGUCGCUCUUCUGCUUGGUAAACAGGAGUGUAAUGUGUCCUCAGAUGAAGAGGUGCAUCUUUUGAGACUCUUAACACCAAUCGCAAAACUGUACACCGCAAAACAGGUGAGUCAGGUACAAACACCGGAUUCUGAGCGUGAAAAUAGUGUUAAUUGAUUGUGCUCGCGAGGCGCCCAAAUGUCCCUUUCCCCUUGUAACGCGUGCCACGCAGACUAACUCUUUUAGGGAACUGUUAAAUAAGCAAGGAUCCUAUCAUUUGUUUCCAGUCCAUGCAGGUGACCUCAGAAGGCUUAGAGAGUUUUGGUGGCCAAGGGUACAUAGAGGACACAGGUUUACCAGGUUUAAUGAGAGAUGCACAGGUAACGCAAGUUAUAGCAGACAGUGCGUACCGUUCUGAAGGCUUGACGCUUUUAUUUUGCAAAUUUUUCAGUGUAACUACAUUUGACUUACUGUAUUUUUAAGGUAUUGCCUAUCUGGGAAGGAACAACCAACGUUCUGUCAUUAGAUGUACUUAGAUCCGUGUUCAAAAGCGAAGGACGGGUAAAGUGCUGUUAAUGCUUACAUUAGAGGCCUUUUGUUUUGAAGACGAGAACGACUACGAGUACGAGGUUUUAUUUAAAGUUUUUUCGCGUAUUGUCAAGAAUAGGCCGCAAGGAAUGUUUCAUUGUAUAUAUAUAUAUUUUUUUUCACCAGAAAAGCUAGCACUGUUAUCUUUAUUGAAGGAGGUUAAGCCCUCUCCUGAUCGAAACAUGAUAAAACUUGAAACUUUUGAUAACUUGUUUCCCCGAGUCCGCCAUUACGACAUUCUCUCAAUCAAAGCCAGGGAAUUGAAAGCUGAGAGUAUACGGUCCCAACAGACCGUUCGCAGUAUGAACGGGACCUAAAACGCCUAGCAGUAGAAUGACGACGGCUACCUCGUUUUCCCGCCAAAAUGACGCUGGCUCACCCGCGAGCACAACUUAGCACUGAGAAAAUGUCGUACUCGUAGUCUCACUUGUCUUAGAAUCUAAAGGUCUCUCUUAAUUUCAUCUGAACAACGAGCUUUUGCUGUGCCUUUCUAAUGACAGGGAAAGUUAAAACGCUAGUGGGCAGAGUAGGACAAACACCCAGGGUGUUGAAAGGGCAAAAGUACUGCCUUUGCUUUGCAAGAAACCCUCUACUUAUCCAGCCACGCAUUUUUUGUUUUUGUUUUUGCACUUUCCAUCGGAUACCGGACUUUCUCGCCCAAUGCCCGAUACGGGCACAAAGCUGCCAUUCUAAGCGGUCACACCAUUCCACCUGACGUUCUAGCCGGGGGUGUGCAAAGCAAAGGUAGUACUUUUGGUCUUUCAACACCCUGGGUGUUUGUCCUACUCAGCCCACUAACGUUUUAACGUGUCCUGUCAUUGUAGCCGGUUUUUUCGGCCGUUUACUUGUCUCACGAGUCAGCAAAAACUGUAUACGGGACUGUCUGCCCAUUCUGAGAAGUAGUGAUUCAACAUUAGAUUACCUUGACUUCUUGACUUCACAGGUCUUGAAGGCAUUCCACGCUUGUGUGUCGGAAAAGCUGUCAAAGGCAUCCUCAUCCUGCCCUGCUCUGAAGAGUUUAUGUGAACAAGUUCAAUCUUCAAUGAACAGUCUGCUGUCUCCCAGAAACCACGAGCUACUCUCUGACUCGCUACUAGCGCGUGAUGUGGCUUUUAGCUUGGGAAGGAUCUACAUAGGUAUGCUGUGUAACUACCCCAGUUUGUUGUUGUUGUUGUUGUUUUUGCAUCACUUAUACGAUUAAUCUGUUUACACUACGAGUAAACCGAGCUAACUAUGAUUCUCCUUUCUCUCUGGUAUCGUUUUUCACGCGCACUUUGUUCCCUGAGAAAAUAAGGUAGUGUAUAUAUACUCCGUAACAAUUUCACUGAAAGCUUUACGAUUUCUUAUUUACACUCUAUGAGAGUGUUUGUUCACAAUCCCCAAUUUUUCCGUGUGAAGAUAGAUUGUCGAGAUGGUCAAUCGCUGCAUUCAAGAGGCCACUGUCGACGGUAAAACUCAUAUCAAAACCAACCCCAUAUUAAGCGUACACUCUUCGUUAAGUGGACGAGUGGGUUAGUUUGUUUCGAACAUUUUUCCCAUAAUUUCUGGCACAACGAAACUUUGUUUAGCGGACCGCUCUAUCAGGGGACAGCAGCGAAGUUUCCGUAAGUUUCUAGCAUCCCACCCCAGUGGAUUACUUAAAAAAGUUUCAAACAGGGAGGUUCCGGCCCGAGGUCCAACCCCUUACCCUCUUAUAAUACCAUUUUUUGUCAGAAAAAUGUAUCCCUUUCCUUUUCGUUCCAUCAAUAAAUGGUACCCCUUUCACAGACCUAGUUUAGAACUUUGCAUCCCCUUUAACUGCUAAUAUGUAUUGUCUUUAAAGAAUGAUUAAAUCUCAAAGCCAGAACGUUUUCUCGUCUCCUUCAAAGCCAUAAAAUGCAUCUAGUAGCUCUAUUGGGCCUUUUUACCCACCGAAACGAUACAUUUCCCUACCCUUUCAAAUACUUCAACAAGUGAAUUUAGUUUUCUCCUAAAAUUUGAUUGCUAUUUCUUCCAGCGUCGUUAUUUGUCGAGCAUGCUUCAUGGAAAGAGGCCAAUGAAAGAGAUAUUGAAGCCGCCAAAAGGUAGGAUAAUAAUAAAACUGUAAGUCAACGGUAAAUUUGUUAAGAAUGAAUGGUUCAAAGCAGAAUUAAAAGAAACAUUUUUAUAAACCUUUAGGUGGUGUCACCAAGACUUGACCCCAGUCCUUACGCAACUCAGAAACAACGCGUACGGCGCUAAGAGUUCUGCUUGUGACCUGGCACUGGUUAUGGAGGGACAUCCGGAGUUAGUCAUUUAAGAAAUGUGACGAUCUUUUAUUAAAACACAAGCUUGUGACAGCAACUCCCAUUUCUCUCACGUCCAUGAACAUACUGAAAAAAUCUUCGGCCCUCCUCACGUGUAAGUAGGAGACAACAACUGAAGAUGAACAUCUACUACUGUACUUACCGAUUUACUCAGCUACUUGCUUAGCUGCCAUGAGCCGAGUAGCUACCUAUUUAUGUAACUUUAUUGACUUGGUUAUUGCCUCAUUCAUAUCUACGUACGUGCCAAGCCGCUUCCGUCUCGGUUAUAUUCGACUUCGCCUUUGAAAUGUGAGCAACACAUGUUACAAACUCCUUUUGGCUACAUCAUGGAUAAUAGAAAGACUGGCUACAUGUAGGAUUAGCCAAACUAAACACGUCAUUUGGCCAUAACAGUAAAGAAAAGUAUUUUGCCGCAUGUCAUGAACACGUAAAAUUUGUGGCUAUCAAUUGGCUAGAGUUUUUACUGUGCCAUAUCCUCAAACUUUUGUUAUUUGUAUUGACGGUUCAAGCUUUCUCGCUAUAAUAUAGCAGGCUGUCUCAUUCUUGUAUAAUUCUGAGAGAAAACGUUUUUUUCUUUUGAAGGAAACUGAAUUUACAAUGGACUUUAUAAGUAAUAUAUGUUAACUGCACAGUAAGAUCAAAUGAAGUGGAUAUUUUUUUAAUAUUGAAGCCCAUAUAUUUAUCUCGACCGGUU